Messenger RNA from Calypte anna (Anna's hummingbird), 2351 nucleotides. RefSeq names its product TRAF3 interacting protein 1 (gene IFT54). The transcript has 15 exons. Gene Ontology annotation, biological process: intraciliary transport; cilium assembly; regulation of microtubule cytoskeleton organization. Lineage: Eukaryota; Metazoa; Chordata; Aves; Apodiformes; Trochilidae. Bases 95 to 2113 code for a protein of 672 amino acids. Gene Ontology annotation, cellular component: centrosome; ciliary basal body; axoneme. The record is from RefSeq and is a predicted model, not a curated record. Gene Ontology annotation, molecular function: microtubule binding.
CUCCGCGGGGCAUGCCGGGAAGGCUGGGAGCCGCCGGUGGCGGCGGGGGGAUUCCUCCUCCUCCUCCUCCUCCUUCUCCUCUUCCUCCGCCGAUAUGAACGAAGCGGUGGUGCGGCAGACACAGGAGUCCUUAGGCCGAGUGAUCCGCAAGCCCCCGAUGAGCGAGCGGCUGCUGAACAAGCCGCCGUUCCGCUACCUGCACGACGUGAUCACCGAGGUAAUUAGAGUGACAGGUUUUAUGAAAGGACUUUACACGGAUUUUGAAUUGAAAUCAGAUAAUGUUAAGGAUAAAGAUGCCAAAAUCAGCUUCCUUCAGAAGGCAAUUGAUACUGUUGUCAUGGUAACAGGAGAGCCACUGUCAGUGAAACCAGCGCGUGUGGUGGCUGGACAUGAACCUGAAAAAACCAAUGAAUUCCUUCAAGCAAUUGGGAAGUGUUGCUUGAACAAGCUGUCUAGUGAUGUUGCUGUAAAAAAGGUCUUAGCUGGGGAAAAACCUGAAUCUAAAGGAAAACCUCCAUCCUCUAAAUCUCAAGAUAAGGAAAUCAGAGAGUCUACAACAGAGGAACAAAAAAAACAUAGAGAAAAAGAGGAUAGAAGAGACACUGAAAUUAAAGACAGAAGCUCGAAAGACCGAAAACAUAAAGGAGAUUUGAAAGAGGGUGAAAAAAAAAAAAAGGAAAGUGAUAAACAGAAGAAUAAUGAAGACAGGCACAAAGACUCUGAAAAAGACACCUUUAAGGAAGCAGAAAAACAAGAAAAGGAAAGAAACAGAAGCAGAGCAACCAAGCAAGAAAGAGAAACAGAAAGAAACAGGGGGAAAGGAGAUACAGAACAAGAAGAUGAUCUUGCACAUGGAAGAAAAGGGCAGGAAAGAGAGAAAAAAAAUGAAGGAGGAAGAGAAAAGGGUGUAUUGAAAGGAAGAGACAAGGAUAAAUCUAGGGACAGAGAACGUGAGAAAGAUGGGGACAGAGGAAAAGAUAGGGAAAAGGAACGACAAAGGGACAGAGAAAAAGAUGGGGAACAUUUAAAAGAACACAGAAGGGAGAAAGCAGAAAAAAAGUCUGCAGAUUUUGAGGAAUCCAUGCUUAGAAGAACACAGAAGCCAACUAAAGACAGCAAGUGCCAGCCAGAUGAUGAGAAUGAAAGUCCUGCAGGAAUAUCAAGGCAGCCUUCAACAAAAGGAUCAAGGCAACGCGCCAAGCCCGGAGGAGAAGGAAUCAAGGAAACAAAAAGUGUGGCAGAUAAGAUUUCAGAGCACAACAUUGCUAAACUGCAAGAGGAAGCUGAACCAGAAUUUGCAGUAAAACAGAAAGAAGGAGAAUCAGAAAAUUUGGCUCCUGAAAAGCCUGCAGUAUAUGAAGAUGGGGAAGUACCUAAUGAUGUUCCACCUCAGCCCAGCCAAAGACGCAUUCCCCGUCCUAGCAGCGCGAGACCAGCACCUCCCCGAGUAAAACGUCAGGAAAGUGCAGAGGUCUUACUUCCAGAAAGGAGUGGCAGUGGUAAAACAGUCUCAAAUGUGAUUGUAGACCAGCAUGUUUCUGGUGAUGAGGAUGAUGAGUUUGUGGUGGAGUCAGCUGUGCUGCUGCCAGAAAUGCCAGAGAUGGAAAUGGAGCCAGAAGUGGAGCUGGUUGAGGAUGAAAAGCAUGGUGGGCUUGUAAAACGACUCCUAGAAACAAAAAAAGAUUAUGAAGCAUCAAAGAAAUCAUCCAAGGUAACAGACAGGGAGAAGCCUUUGGUUUUGGAAGCAGACAGGAAAAAAGAGAGAGACUUGGUAGCCAAAGAAAUUGAGAAGUUUCAGGUCUCUAUUCAGACCCUGUGCCGGAGUGCCCUUUCGCUUGGCAGGAUCAUGGAUUACAUCCAGGAGGACAUGGAUGCCAUGAAGAAUGAGCUGCAGAUGUGGAGGCAGGAAAACAGACAGCAUGCAGAAACUCUGCAGAAAGAGCAAAGCAUCACAGACAGUGCUGUAGAACCAUUAAAAGCUGAACUGGCUGAACUGGAACAGUUGAUUAAAGACCAGCAAGACAAGAACUGUGCUGUAAAAGCUAAUAUUUUAAAGAAUGAAGAUAAAAUCCAGAGGAUGGUCCUUAACAGAAAUGUGUCUUCAAGAAGGUGAAGAAGAGGGGAAAAAAGACUUGGGACAGACUGACAUUUCUACCAAAUAAAACCAAAAAUAGCAGAGAAGAUUGAGAUAUGCCUUGUUUAGCUGUAAAAUGGUUAGGGAGAAGAAAUGUAAAAAUUAUAUAAAAUCCCAUUAUUGCAUUGAUCUUUAGAUGUUGAUAUUACCCAGGAUAAAAUGAAAUUCAUUUGAAUGCUCAAGUUGCAAAGCCAUUAAAAGAACUUGUUUGUUUAGA